This is a messenger RNA of Abrus precatorius (Indian licorice), 2394 nucleotides long. Its product is annotated as cation/H(+) antiporter 28-like. The coding region runs from base 1 to 2394 and encodes 797 amino acids. Gene Ontology annotation, molecular function: antiporter activity. Gene Ontology annotation, biological process: proton transmembrane transport; regulation of pH. The record is from RefSeq and is a predicted model, not a curated record. The transcript has 4 exons. Gene Ontology annotation, cellular component: membrane; endomembrane system. NCBI's taxonomy places the organism in Eukaryota, Viridiplantae, Streptophyta, Magnoliopsida, Fabales, Fabaceae.
AUGGCUUUUGGGUUGCCAAAGGAAGCGAUGGAGGCUCUCGAGCCAACUAUAUGUGGCGACAAGUUAGGUGUCCUCAUUAUGGAAGUAGCUAAAAACUUUGCUCUGUUCAUAGGGAUGGUGAUUGCAUGCAAUGUUUUACAUUUUCUACUGAGGCCUUUUUCGCAACCUCGCAUUACUUCAGAUAUAAUUGUAGGACUAAUCAUGGGCAACAUAAAAUUUGUGCGUAAAUUGUUUGAGAGAUUCAACAGAACGUUUGGAUUUAUCAUUGAUUUUGGUAUGAUUUGUUACAUGUUUGCAUUGGGGAUAGAAAUGGAUCCUUAUGUAAUAUUUGAAAGACCACAUAGGCAUACUAAAGUUGCUUUUGCUGGGGUUAUAUGUACGUUCAUCGUGGCAGGUAUUUUAACACCAAUGUUUGAAUACUUCCCAAGUGAACAUAAACUACUAGGUUUCACCAUUUGCCUCUCUACUAUGCUUUCUAGCACAGACUCACCUGUUCUUACCCGUUUAAUAACUCAGAUGAAAAUAGGCAAAUCUGAUAUUGGGAAGCUAGUAAUUGCAGCAGGGGUGCACUCAGAUUUUCUGUGCUACUUGUUCCUUACAAUUGGCUACAUAGUCUUGCCAUUGCCUCAAUUUUGUCAAAACUUGCAAGGGAAGAUUGUCUUAAAGAAAAUACUUAUAACUACAUUUAUAAUUGCAGGGGAAGUACUUGUCACUGCCUUGGUUUCACCAUUCAUUUUGAAUUGGGUUAACAAUGAAAACCCUGAAGGUAGACCCAUGAAAGGUCAACACUUGGUGCUCUCAAUUGCCUUCAUGGUCUUAAUGUGUGCCUCCUCCACUUUGUAUAAUUAUAGCCCAAUUUUAAGUGCUUUUUUAGUGGGCCUUUAUAUUCCCCGGGAGGGUAGACUUUCCAAAUGGGUUAUAACUAAAAUCAACUAUAUGUUGUCCACCAUUUUCUUUCCCAUCUUUUUCUUGUGGAUGGGGUAUGAAGCCAAUUUUAAACGGUUUGAGGUGCAUGAUUUUGACACAUGGGUAAGGUUACUUAUACUCUUGGCAGUGUUAAUAGUUGGAAAAGUUGCUGGAACAGUUGUCUCUGGUGCAAUGCUGGGCAUUCACUGGCCUGAAUCAGUUGCAAUAGGAUUGCUUCUCAUGACUAAAGGCCAUUUACAUAUCUACUUAGCUGUCAAAGUGAUAGGUUGUGGUGGUACAAGUCUUUCCACUGGCAUUGUGAUGAUAAUCGUAAUCUUCUUAACAGUAGUGCCUACUCCAACAGUUGUGACACACAUCAUAAGACGUGCUAAGAGAAGGGCACCUACUCAUCGUUUGGCUCUUCAAUUGCUUGAUCCCACAAGUGAGUUAAGGAUCCUUUUGUGUGUUCAUGGACCUCAAAAUGUACCUGCUUCCAUCAACUUGGUGGAGAUUACAAAAGGCAUAGCUGACUCGGGCAUUUUGGUGUAUGUAACUGACAUGAUUGAGCUUACUCAAGAAAUAUCCGCCACAUUAGAGAGGGAUGAAGGGAUGCAAACAGCAACUGUGAAGGACAAAGAAGUCAUGGAUAUGAGAGACCAAGUUACUAACUCAUUCCAAGCCUAUGUGGUCGAGAAUGGUGAUGGUAUUACACUCAAAAGAACCAUGGUACUCUCAACAAUCAAUGACAUGCCACAAGAUAUAUGUGUCAUAGCAGAGGACUUGAUGAUUGCCCUCAUCAUACUACCAUUCCAUAGGAGCCAGCGUCAAGACGGAACUUUGGAUGGUGGUAAUCCAGGGUUCAGAUACGUCAACAGAAAGGUAUUGAGAAGUGCUCCUUGUUCUGUGGGGAUCCUAGUAGACAGAGGACUUGGAUCAUUUGAACAGCUAUCAAGAUGUCAAGUGCCACUAAAUGUGGCAGUCAUAUUCAUUGGAGGAAAAGAUGAUAGGGAAGCACUUGCCUAUGCUGGUCGUGUGUCACGGCAUCCGGGAGUUAAGCUCACAGUAAUAAGAUUCCUAGUAGAUAACAGUGCAGAAUCCUCUAGAUUAGUUGGAUACAGGAUCAUCCUUCCAGAGCAGGAGAAGGAGAUGCAGUUGGAUGAUGAAUGCUUUGCACAGUUCUAUGAAAGGCAUGUGAUUGGAGGCCGGAUUUCUUAUCAAGAGAAGCAUCUUGCAAAUGCUGCUGAGACCUUUUCCACUCUCAGAUCAUUUGAAGGACAUUACUCACUUGUCAUUGUUGGAAGAGAAGGAGGAGUCAAUUCUAUUUUGACAAGGGGCAUGAAUGAUUGGGAACAAUGCCCAGAAUUAGGACCAAUAGGGGAUGUUCUUUCAGGACCAGACUUCUCAAUGACUGUUUCUGUUUUGAUUAUCCAACAACAUAGAAUUAAAGGAGAAAUAGAUGGGUUGGAUGAAGACUUCUCUGUCAUAUAA